Molecule: messenger RNA, 1623 nt
Organism: Fragaria vesca subsp. vesca
Lineage: Eukaryota; Viridiplantae; Streptophyta; Magnoliopsida; Rosales; Rosaceae
Product: putative DNA-3-methyladenine glycosylase YfjP-like
Exons: 2
Coding region: 1-1146 (381 amino acids)
Biological process (GO): base-excision repair; DNA alkylation repair; base-excision repair, AP site formation
Cellular component (GO): protein-DNA complex; nucleus
Molecular function (GO): DNA-7-methylguanine glycosylase activity; DNA-3-methyladenine glycosylase activity; alkylated DNA binding
Source: RefSeq, a predicted model, not a curated record
AUGGGAGAGAAAACUCAGGUCCAAGCCCCAUCCCAGCCUCAGACUCCGACUCCGACUCCGACUCAGACCGAACCUCAGUCUGAGACUCCUCAACCGCCUCCGCCGCCGCCGCCGCACCAUGACACCAUCGCCGCCACCACAAUCUCCGAACCGACUCCCACCGAACUCACCAAUGCUCCGCCCCUAACCUCCUCUCCCCCUUCCAAAAUCCCCUUCCGCCCCCGCAAGAUCCGGAAGCUCUCCCCCGACGGCUCCGACCCGAAACCAUCCAAAACCGCCAUCGUCGCCGCCGCCACCGCGCCUGAAAAGCCCAAGCUCAGGCCCGCCAAGUGCAAGAUCGUCCAGACACGCGCCGUCUCGGUUCCCCGAGCCGUCGGCCGGCCUCUCCGCUGCGACGGCGAGGUCGAAUCGGCGAUUCGGCAUCUCCGGAACGCCGAUCCGCUUCUGAUUCCGUUAAUCGAGGCCCACCAGCCACCGCAGUUCGACAACUUCCACACUCCCUUCCUUGCCCUAACCCGAAGCAUUCUCUACCAGCAACUCGCUUACAAGGCCGGCACGUCGAUCUACACGCGCUUCAUCCAGCUCUGCGGCGGCGAGUCCGCCGUGAAUCCCGAGACCGUGCUCGCACAGAGCGCUACUCAGCUCCGGCAAAUCGGAAUCUCCGGCCGGAAAGCCAGCUACCUCCAUGACUUAGCUAGAAAAUACCAGAAUGGAAUUCUAUCCGAUACUGCCAUUGUAAAUAUGGACGACAAGUCGUUGUUCACUAUGCUCACCAUGGUCAGUGGCAUUGGCUCUUGGUCUGUGCACAUGUUCAUGAUUUUCUCGUUGCACCGCCCCGACGUGCUUCCGGUGAAUGAUCUUGGGAUUCGGAAAGGUGUGCAGCUCCUCUACGGGCUUGAGGAGCUGCCUCGGCCCUCGCAUAUGGAUCAGCUGUGUGACAAGUGGCGGCCGUAUAGGUCCGUGGCUGCUUGGUAUCUGUGGAGGUAUGUUGAGUCCAAGGGAGCUUCUUCUACGGCCGCAGCGGUUGCGGCAGGUGCUAUAGCACCAAUGCAGCAGCAGCAGGAGGACCAACAACCGCAGCAGCAUCCUCAGCAACAGCAGCUUAUGGAUUCGCUCAGCAACCUAAUUAAUAUUGGGCAUUCUUGACGAUUUCUUCCUUUUACAUGUCAUGUGAUACAGGGCAUGUACCUGGGGACAGUGAGUGUGGGUGGAAUCGUGAACUCUGUUACUCAUCUUCAUCCAUUUUGGAUCAACGGAAGUACUUAACAGCAGUGCAAGUCUGAUUCUCAGUGUGGAAAUAUUGUUUGCUGCUAGAAGUGCUGGCAUUCAAGGCUUGUGAGGAGGAUGAGAGUACACUAAAUAUGUUAAGUAAAUUAUGAGUUUGGAUUAAUAAAUGUCUAUGAUCUAGGUUUGUUGGUCUUUAGUUUGAAAGAUACUGCUUUUUAAGUUUCUCGUACAGGAUUUGCUAUAGACUGCAAUGCUUUUAUGCCUUUGCCCUUAGGUUUAGCAUAAAAAGCACAAAAACAUCUUCCUUCUAGAUGUAUGUGGUAUGGCACUCUUGGUGAUUGUGGUUUAAAUCUAAACCGCAUCACCUGAUUUUGAUUGCCCUUAGUACCCGACAUG